Molecule: messenger RNA, 5319 nt
Organism: Coturnix japonica (Japanese quail)
Lineage: Eukaryota; Metazoa; Chordata; Aves; Galliformes; Phasianidae
Source: RefSeq, a predicted model, not a curated record
GAAGUGACCGUGCGCGGAGUCCCGUCCCCCUCCUCUUUCGGAUAAAGCCCACGGUCGGGGGGGGGGCUGCGUGGCACUCGCUGCUGCCGCGCUGAGGGCUGGCGGGGUCCCCCCACGGGCAGCGACCCCCGCCCCGGUGCCGCCGGAGCAGCCGCCGCCGGAGCACAGGAAUCGCAAAGAUCACCUUCAAGAAUGACAGAACUCGAGCCAUUAGCAAGCUCAUCCAAAAGUAAUCAUCCAUCAGAGGUGACCACCUCCACAUCCCAGCUGCAGAAGAGCGUGAGGAGCAGCAGAGCGUUCCUGCUUGCAGGAGGCAUGAGACUCAUGCCAAUAACCGCCUGAAUUCCCUCCUCCUGCGGUGGACUGUUGGCUCCAGGCUGUGUUUGCCCAGCAAUGGGUGAAGCUGGCAGAGACUCCACCAGCCCGAGUACUCAGACAGAGUCGAGGAGGCAGUCCAUGGGAGGCCACCUUCUCCACAACUGGUGCUAGAUGAGAAGCAGAUCAGUCUACUUGGGAAUAUGGAAUACCUCUCACGUUGUCUUUGAGAGGAAGAGCUGAUGAUGGACUGUCCACACAACAGCAACAACAUUGUGGAUUGGAUGUUUUUUUUUAACAAGGGCGACAGGCAGUGCCAACGCGACACAAGAGGAUGAGGAGUAAGGCCUCUAGCUGCCUCUCCACUGCUCAUCGCCUUCUGCAGACCUCAUCUCCGUGAGGCAGUCUGGAGGUACACGGCUGUGUUUGAAUGGGACAAAGCAUGGUGGGAAAAAGGCAAUUCCAUUCACCUCAUUCAAGGCUGGGAUAGAAUCCAGAACAAAUUCUUUCUGGUAACUCCUACUGGAUGUAUAUUCUACCAAGACCUGUGGAAAGGACCAGAGCCAGAGGAUUUUCUGUCCUUCUAUGGUGUAGAAACCAGCAAUAAAAUAUUUUGAUUACAAGGCCCAGUACAUUCAUAGAAUAUAUAAAACUGUCUUUUGUGUUUCACUGCAUACAAUUUGCUGCAGCAGCCUACAGCCAUCCAAGGUACUUCGGCUUCACUUUCACAACUCAUGGAUCACUGAGAGAUGCUCCCCGAGCUGAGGAGUCCCCGUAUCACCAGCACCUCAGUACCAACAGAGUGGUGUGAUGCCUUCAGAACAUUCCACAGCUCCUUCAGCAUAUAUUGAGCAGCUGAAGCCACGGUGGGGAGAGGCAGGAGGCAUCUCUGAGACUGACUGUCCCCACAAAGAGCAAGUGACCAUCUUUGGGGCAAGAACUUGUGGAGUGGUUGGGCUGCACAGCAGGUUGGUGCAUCUCUACAGGGCUUUGUCCAGAUACAUCUUCCUGUUCCAUUUUGUAGUUUGGGAGUGAUUCGCUACCCUGGCAGUCCACUCUUCUGCUUGUGCCCCAAGGAGGGGCUUAGUGCUAAAGCAGGGACCCCCAAGACUCCCCCAGAUGGUGAGAUGUGACUUGCCAUGUUCUCUCCUGCUUCUGUUAACAGCCUGCAAUUAGAAGAGGUAUGAUACUGGUGCUGCUGUCAUCAAUUUACACUGAUUUUCAGGGAAAUGAUAAGCAGGAGGAAACCUGGAAGCUUUCCACUGCCCUGCUGAACAUGGGAAUAUAAAAACUUUUUAACCCAUAGUAUCUCUGUCCCUCUUCCAAAUGGGCAACUUCUGAAGUUGGAACUACCUGCUACCCAAAGCAGCCACUUCUCCCUUCACUGUUUAUCCUGGAGGGGAAAAUGAAUUUCACAAACUGUACCACUGAAGCCAGUGUGGCUGCAAAGCCAAAAACUGUAACUGAGAAGAUGAUUGUUACCCUGACCUUGGCCACAAUCACAACCCUGACUAUGCUGCUGAACUCUGCUGUCAUCGCAGCAAUCUCCACAACCAAGAAGCUCCACCAGCCUGCAAAUUAUUUAAUAUGCUCACUCGCUGUGACAGACCUCCUUGUUGCUGUCCUUGUCAUGCCCUUGAGUAUCACUUACAUAAUGAUAGAUAAGUGGACUUUGGGAUACUUCAUCUGUGAGAUCUGGUUGAGCGUCGACAUGACCUGUUGCACGUGUUCAAUUCUCCACCUAUGUGUUAUUGCUCUGGACAGGUACUGGGCAAUCACUGACGCCAUCGAAUAUGCCAGGAAAAGAACAGCAAAAAGGGCUGGGUUGAUGAUAGUCACCGUGUGGACUAUCUCCAUUUUCAUAUCAAUGCCCCCUUUGUUUUGGAGAAACCACCACAGCGUCAGUAUCCCCAGUGAGUGUCGCAUUCAGCACGACCAUGUCAUCUACACUAUUUAUUCCACAUUUGGGGCGUUUUACAUACCCUUGACUUUGAUCCUGAUCCUCUACUACAGAAUCUACCAUGCUGCAAAGAGUCUCUACCAGAAGCGGGGCUCGAGCCGCCAUCUCAGCAACAGGAGCACCGACAGCCAAAAUUCCUUUGCCAGCUGCAAGCUCACGCAGACGUUCUGUGUCUCGGACUUCUCCACCUCUGACCCCACUACAGAGUUUGAUAAAAUUAAUGCAUCCGUGAGGAUCCCUCCUUUUGAGAAUGACUUGGACCUAGUUGGCGACCGGCAGCAGAUUUCCACCACACGGGAGAGAAAGGCUGCUCGCAUCUUGGGACUGAUUUUAGGGGCUUUCAUUUUGUCCUGGUUACCCUUUUUCAUCAAGGAGCUGCUUGUGGGCCUCCACCUUUGCAUUGUCUCUCCAGAAGUAGCAGACUUCUUGACCUGGCUGGGAUAUGUCAACUCCCUCAUCAACCCUUUGCUGUACACGAGCUUUAAUGAAGAUUUCAAGCUGGCCUUCAGAAAACUCAUCAGGUGUCGAGAACAUACUUAAAAGUACUGGGAGAUGAUGAUGAUGGCAUGACUCCUGGCCUUAAGAACGAGCAAAAUAAUUUGACCAUUGUCAUUUCCCUUGACAAAGGGGAUUUUGAUGUUUGCCUCUUUGCUUAACUCUUUAACUCUCUUCAGCCAGUAAUUUGUUCUGCUGCUUUUUUUUUUACCUUUGGUGUUAUUCAUGAUAAAGAUUUGAAAUAAACUUAUUCUACAAAGGAACAGAUUUUUUUUUAGCAAUGAAACAAACAAUAAAUAACAACAAAAAUAUAUUAGUUAUUCACAUUUAAGGCAUUUUGUGUAAUCAAUGACUCAAGAAGGAAACAACAAUAUUCACAUUUCUUUUAUACUUUUUUCAUUUAAGAAUUGAAUGUCUAACUUAAUAUGCACUGUAGUAAUAUGAAGGCUUGUAAGCUGAAUCCCAGAAAUUCGUGUUCAAAAAUUAAUAAACUUCAUGGUCAUGACAACUAAACAGAAAUUCUUUACUGUGGCAUUUGGAGAAAACUGUAACUGUUUUUUAGAAGGAAAAUAACCACCAUUACAGCAUAAUAAACAAUUCUAUUCUUAUCCCCACAGAAAUACACUAUCGAAAUAGAAAGUGAAGUUCAUUUCAUUCCUUCCUAAAACAGAUCUCAAUUUGUACUCCAAAGUAAUCCUUUAAGUGACCCUUUUUUUUUUGCUCUGUUUCCUGAUUUAUGUUAAGAGUAUUGGACAAAAACUGUGCAGUUUAUUUGGUGACUGAGAGAACACAGCAGGCAAGUGUUACACUUGUAAGAUCAGCUGCACACCUGAAUGGUCACCUGUUUAAUACCGCUGUUUAAUACCACAUUCCUUCAGGGCUCAGGCUGUGUGCGUCCAUCAGCUGUGAGGUGGCAUCAUCCAGUUUUUCCCCACUUCCCCUGAACCUUUCAGUGCACAACCCCACGGAUCACUGACCUUUCCCCACAGAUUCAGGCAGCUGCACAUUCUCUCAUUGGGUCAGUAAAGUGCAGUGUUCAGAAAUAUCAUCUCAAAAAAAAACAAAAAAGACAAAUUACUUUGUUUGAACAGUAGCAGCAGAAAAGAAAAGAAAUAAGGAAAAGAACUUCUUAAAAUAGCACACUUCAUCUUUCAAUUUGCAACGGCAUGCUUGUCACUUAACCUAUGAUCAAACCCUCUAGCAGGAUUUCUUGCUCCGGCUGUUCUCCAAGGAGCCUCUUCUCUCAUCCAGACACAGUCCUUCAUACUCUUUCUUCUGUGUUUACGGAAGCUAAAAUGCCGUGGCUCAAACAGGUUGGAAAUCAGGCUGGGAAGAAGCAAAAUCAAAGCUAAGAAUCUGGCACUGCCCAUUAAGUAACUCCUAAAUACUACUUAAAUAUUAUUUAUCUUGCAACACAAUUUUCUUUCCUGUCCUUUUUUUUUUUUUUUUUCCUGGACAAAUUCUUUUUGAAUUAAACCAACACGCCAUAUAGAAUAUAGCACAUAUAUCACCCUGACAUGCAGUAACAGUGAGCUACAGCAUGGCAGCUCUAAAUCCAUCAGAACAGAUAUUAGAAGUAGCAAGAGUGUUGUAACAGCACCAGAAGCCAGCUAUGGAAGAUGUUUUGAAAAUUUACAACACAGCAAUCAUUUUUCCUAUCAAGAGUCCAGGAAUUGUUAGUAACAUGAGUAAUAAACUCUGGAUGGAGCUGUUUGGUUGCAAAGAUGCAGUUCUGCAAGCUGAGCAUAAAUUAAAUCUGAGGGUGAUAAAAGCACGACCUACUGCUUACCUACAUUCAGCGGGACUCUGCUUCAAGGACUACAGGUUUACCAUACCUGGAUUUAGGAGGCUUAUUUAGGAUGCUGCCCUUCUGAAGCCGCUUCCAUCUGACUUUGGUUCCCUGUUAGCUUUAAUAUCUAAAAAGAGGGGAAAACAAUCAUCUCAGGCCAGAGAUCCACUAUGGUUUUUCAUUUUCAGAGUUUGAUGGAGAUGGAAACUGUCCACUGAAGGUGGGGAGCCUGCCUGUUCGUAAAACUCUCAAAGCAGCCUCACAGAGUAUAUAUGCUAUUAGGGAAAGAAUGACCAAAGGUCCAAAAUGAUGACCGUGAUCUCCCAGUAACUGCUGCUGAUAGGGAGAAAUGCUUCUGAGAGAGGCAUGAAAACUGUAAAACAGAGGAGCUGUAUCAUCUCCAUUUCUACUUAAAUCCCUCUGGUAUCUGAUCUCCGCUGUUAUCCCUCAGGCUACCAAUCAGUGUCAGGUUAAAGACUGUUUAAUAUGUAGAGGUAAUGAUGGCUAAUUUUUGUGCUUCCUUCUUUAAAUAAAGACUCAGCAUUCACUGCCAGCUGACUACUGCUUUUGUAAUUAAAUCAUUAGUUAAACGCAGAGCUAUGUUUUCUAACAAAUGUCACUAGACUGAUGAAGAUGUCUUUUAUGUUUUCUCCAUAAACAAAGCCAAGAACAGCUUAAAGGACUCUUGACUUACAACAAUUUAACUUGAUCAGAAAUUACCUGUCAUCUGAUGGAAAUAAAAACCUUUGCUAGUCUGGCA